Molecule: messenger RNA, 2993 nt
Organism: Phacochoerus africanus (Common warthog)
Lineage: Eukaryota; Metazoa; Chordata; Mammalia; Artiodactyla; Suidae
Gene: TRIM6
Product: tripartite motif containing 6
Exons: 8
Coding region: 258-1721 (487 amino acids)
Molecular function (GO): protein binding; zinc ion binding
Source: RefSeq, a predicted model, not a curated record
CCCGCGACCCCUGAGCAAGUCCCUUGUCUGGCCAGCCCCCGCUGUCCCCGCUGGUCCCGCAGGUUGGUUGCGGGGUGCGCGGGUGGAGGCAGGAUGAGCGGCCUCUGCAGGUUUGAGGGGACCCAAGGUUGGGAAGGGAGCCCGCGCCACCCCCCCCUGAAGAGGCAGCUUUGAGCCGGGAGCCGUCGAGGAUUCUAUACGCAAGGAGCACCUUCGAAGUCAGGGCUGGGCAGGCAGGGGCCGGAAGAGUGGCUACAAUGACGUCGGCAGUCCUGGUGGACAUUCAAGAGGAGGUGACCUGCCCCAUCUGCCUGGAGCUCCUGACGGACCCCCUGAGCAUAGACUGUGGCCACAGCUUCUGCCAAGCCUGCAUCACGCAGAACAGCGAGGAGUGGAGGAUGGGCCAGGGAGGGGAGAGCAGCUGUCCCGUGUGCCAGACCCGCUACCGGCCUGGGAACCUGCGGCCCAAUCGGCACCUGGCCAACAUCGCCGAGAGGCUCCGGGAGGUGGUGUUGGGCUCGGGGACGCAGCUGAAGGUGAUCCUGUGUGCGCACCACGGAGAGAAGCUCCAGCUCUUCUGCAGGGAGGACGGCCAGCUCAUCUGCUGGCUCUGCGAGCGGGCCCAGGAGCACCGUGGCCACCACACGUUCCUCAUGGAGGAGGUGGCCCAGGAGUACCAGGAGAGGUUUCAGGAGUCUCUGAAGAAGCUGAGGCAAGAGCAGCAGGAAGCUGAGAAACUAGCCGCUCUUAUCAGAGAGAAGAGAGCAUCCUGGAAGAAUCAGAUGGAGCCCGAGAGACACAGGAUCCAGAAGCAGUUUGACCAGCUGAGAAGCAUCCUGGACAAAGAGGAGCAACGGCAGCUAAGGAAGCUGGAGGAGGAGGAGAGGAAGGGCCUGAGUGUCAUCGCAGAAGCUGAGGGGGAGCUGGUCCAGCAGAGCCAGUGUCUGAGAGAGCUCAUCUCAGACCUGGAGCGCCGGUGUCAGGGGUCAAUGAUGGAGCUGCUGCAGGAUGUGAGGGAUGUCGCGGAAAGGAGUGAAUUCUGGACCCUGAAGAAGCCAGAAGCUCUCCCCACCAAGCUGAAGAGUGUGUUUCGAGCCCCAGAUCUGAAAAAGAUGCUGCGAGUGUUUAGAGAGCUGACAGAUGUCCAGAGCUACUGGGUGGACGUGACUCUGAAUCCACACACGGCCAAUUUAAAUCUCGUCCUGUCUAAGAACCGGAGGCAGGUGAGGUUUGUGGGCGCCCAGCAGUCCGGGUCGCGCUUGGAUGAGCAUUACGGCUGCGGCGUCCUGGGCUCUCGGCACUUCUCCUCGGGGAAACAUUACUGGGAGGUGGACGUGGCCAAGAAGACUGACUGGAUCCUGGGGGUGUGCAGCGAUGCGAUGGGACCCACGUUCUCCUUCAGCCAGUUUGCCACAGGUCGGAACGUUUACUCCAGAUACCAACCUCAGAGCGGAUACUGGGUGAUUGGAUUACACCGGAAGCACGAAUACAGAGCCUACGAGGACUCGUCUGCCUCGCUGCUGCUCUCCAUGACCGUGCCUCCCCGCCGUGUGGGCGUGUUCCUAGACUACGAGGCCGGCACGGUCUCCUUCUACAAUGUCACCAACCAUGGCUUCCCCAUCUACACCUUCUCCAAAUACUACUUCCCCUCCACUCUUUGUCCGUAUUUUAAUCCUUGCAACUGUGUGGUCCCAAUGACCCUGCGUCGCCCAAGCUCUUGAACAUUCUGCGGUUCUCGCCCGCAUCCCAGCAGUACCCUUCUGCCCUGAGGCUCGUCGGGCAUCAGACUCUCCCCUUGCUUACCUUCUGGUUUCCUGUGUUUUCACUCCCUCCCCUUUGAACAUGUAUUGACUCAGGGCUAGAGUUGAGUAACCCAAUGGCGAUAGUGAACAUCCUUGACAGAUGAAGUCUAGAACUUGAGAUGGGAGAGGGGUAGCUUUCAACCUCUAAGUACCAUUAAGCAUGGUAUUUGAUGGAGGUUUUUCUUUGUUGAUGCAUGAAAUCGAAUUUAGGAAAAUCUCUUCUAUUAAUAUGAUACUACUUUGUCUACUGAAUGGAAAAUUGAAUUUCCACAGAUACUGUCUCUAAUUACCGUGAUAAUCACGUCAUUUUAAUUCUGUUAUUGGAGUACAUUGAUUUAGUUUUUAAAUCUAACACUAAUUUCUGAAAUAAACCACUGUUAUUCUUCAUAUGCAAUGCUGGAUUUGUGUUUGCUAACACGUUGUUUAGGUCUCUGUUUAUGAAAGAAAUUGACCUGCAAUUUUACAUUCUUGUAACAUCAUUGUCAGGUUUUAUAAAAUACGAUAGUGAGCGGAGAACUUGCUAUGUGUUUAUGUAAGUAUGCAUAGGAUUGAGUGUUAAAAACCACUAUGUUAAUUUUGUUGGCUUUAAAUUCAACUUAAAGAGAUUCUAACUUCAAUUUUCACUGCAAACUUCAUGAUUCUUACAAAUCUAAGAUAGUAAUUGAAAAAUUAAAAAAAAAAAUCUUCCAAAUGCAUUGAAGUGAAACAUGGGAGAGGAGGAAAAUAAUGAACCCAGGACAUAUUUUUCUCCCAGAAUGAAAGGAAAAUGUAUAGAGAAAAUAAUCAAUAUACGGCCCUUUCAGGAAGAGAAUGGAUUCUUCCAGCUUCUCCAUACCUCCUUUUCUUUAUGCUCAAACAUGAACAGUUCAUGCUUUGACUUUGGUAGAGAGGUGCUAUGUACUUUUUGAGCCAUUUGUAAGUGAAAAUGAUAAUGAGGUGGCUGUGAGGGUGGAAACAAACAUGAAGAAGUUGACUAGAGCUGGCUGCCCAUUAUGGUAGCCGAGAGCCUGCAGUGGCUAUUGAGUGCUUCACUGUGCCGAGUCUGAAUUGAGGUGCUGUAUGUGUAAAAUAUACGCCAGAAUUUGAAGACUUAGUUCAAAAUGUAUGUAAAAUAUCUUACUAAUAACUUUUAUAGAUCUCUGAUAAUAUGUUGGAUAUGUUGGAUUAAAUAAAAUAUAUAUAUUAACUUUA